Molecule: messenger RNA, 1221 nt
Organism: [Torrubiella] hemipterigena
Lineage: Eukaryota; Fungi; Ascomycota; Sordariomycetes; Hypocreales; Clavicipitaceae
Source: the annotation of a GenBank genome assembly
AACAACCCCCAUCGUUUAUUAAAAUAAUAGAUAAAAUUAAAAAUAUUGAUAAUUCCAUUAACCAAGCAGAUAUCGAUAUAUUACAAAUAAAUUUAGACAGUCGUCAUGAGCAGCAAGCCAUUUGCCAUCAUCGCGGGUGUUGGUGCUGGAACAGGAGCGGCUGUUGCAAAGAAAUUUGCAAAAGAAUACCCUGUGGCGCUAUUGGCACGCUCAGAGCAAUUCGCAGACAGUCUUGCAGCUGAGAUCAAUGCCGAGGGAGGCAGUGCUGUUAGCUACAAAGCAGACGUGUCUGAUGAGACCAGCAUUGAAGCUGCGAUGAACCAGAUCCGCAUCGCAUUUGGAACAAAAUGUGCGGCGGCUGUGUUCAAUGCCAGCUCUCGCCCAUUCCCCAAACCAUUUUCAUGGCAGUCGCCGUACGACUUGCGCCACGGCUUGGACAUUAGCUUGAUAGGUGCUUUCUUAUUCGCCAAGGCUACUCUUCCACUGUUGCUCAACAUGGCAGACGACGAUGAGAUCGUCCCUACGCUCAUCUUCACUGGCGCCACGGCCUCAGUCAAAGCCAAUGCUUGGCUACAACCGUUCAACAUCCCAAAGCAUGCCCUCCGAGGGCUUGCACAAACGCUCUAUGACGAAUUUAAGCCAAAGGGAGUCCACGUUGCACAUGUAAUUAUUGAUGGAGUUAUUCGCAUGCCUCUAACUUGGUGGCUGAAGCCGUUUUCAUCCUGGCAUGCCAAGUUGGAUCCCAACGCAAUUGCACAAAGUUAUUGGCUUCUUCACAAACAGCAUAUUCCACACCUGUCACAGGAGAUUUGCAUCCGGCCAUUUAGUGAAAAGUGGUGAGCAAGCCUCGAUAAUACUAUAGGCGGAGGGACUCAGGGAUAUUAUCUGAGAUAAUACAUAUUAUUUCUCUUUUCGUUAUUGGUUAAGCUUUCAUUAUGUUUAGAGGAGCGAAUAAAUUAUUUUCUAUAAUAUAAAUAGCUUACCCUCUACAAUAGUAAUAAAAACUCACCCACUUAAUUGGUAGGUCCACUCCACUAGUUCCUAAUCUAGACAUCAUCACAAUACUAACCAAAAAGAAAUCUUCAAAAUCCACAAAAAAAAACAUACAACAGCCGGUGUUCGCUGGUCGUCACCGACCCAACUACUAAUCUGCCGAUUACAGGCUUAUCUAUGGGAGAGCGGACGGGAUCCCGAGUUCUCCUGUAUCUAUGGUCGUAUGUA